AUGGCAGAAGUAGCUCCAGCAACAGCGCCGGCUAAAGCAGCCAAGAAGAAGGCCCCCAGGCCGAAGAGGGCCGGCCCUAGCAUCGGUGAGCUCAUCGUUAAAGCUGUGUCCGCAUCCAAGGAGAGGAGUGGUGUGUCCGCGGCCGCCCUCAAAAAAGCCCUGGCUGCCGGCGGAUACGAUGUGGAGAAGAACAAGUCCCGCGUCAAGACCGCUAUCAAGGCUCUGGUGGCCAAGGGCACUCUAGUGCAGACCAAGGGGAUCGGGGCCUCCGGCUCCUUCAAGAUGAGCAAGACGGCUGCUGCUCCCAAGGUUAAGAAACCGGCUAAGAAAUCCGUUGCUAAAACCAAAAAGCCCGCAGCCAAGAAACCUACAGCGGCCAAAAAGCCCAAAGCAGCGGUCAAGAAAUCAGCAGUCGCGAAGAAAUCCCCCAAGAAGGCCAAGAAACCCACGCCGGCCAAAAAAGCAGCUAAGAGCCCCAAGAAGGCUACAAAGAGCCCCAAGAAGCCUGCAAAGAAAGCCCCUGCAGCCAAGAAAACCCCUGUGAAGAAGCAAACCAAGCCUAAAGUCAAGAAAGCUGCAGCCAAGAAAAAGUGA
Molecule: messenger RNA, 594 nt
Organism: Plectropomus leopardus (leopard coralgrouper)
Lineage: Eukaryota; Metazoa; Chordata; Actinopteri; Perciformes; Serranidae
Source: RefSeq, a predicted model, not a curated record